AUGGACAUCGACCUGACCUUCGGCGCAUUCCUGGUCGGGACGCUGGUGGGGUUAAUGACGCUCGAGACCUUCCAUACAGUUGCGUGCGCGCACGUGUGUUACUUCUAUCUCGUUACAAGCUAUCCGAAUCCCAAGGCCCUUUCCCUCGGCGUCUGGUCUAUCGACAUUGCCGUUGGACUUACGGGCAUGAUUGUCGUACUGAGCCAAAGUUUCUUCGCGCGUCGGGUUUAUUUAGUCGGGCCCUCUUUCCGUUUUUUAGUUCUCGUCGCUGUCGUCCUACUUGUCGGAGAGCUUGGAUUCUUUGUUGCGGCAACCACCGAGGCAUUCGUAAUACCGGAGCUCUUUCGUUUCCAGAGGGUCACGUGGCUGAUAUCUACCGGGACUGUGAUGGCUGUUGUGGCAGAUGGCCUCUUGACGAGCGUCCUCGUCACCGUUCUGAGACGGAGCAACACUGGGAUGAAGCGUACGGACACCAUCGUUGAUCUCCUCAUCCUGUACACGGUCAGCACUGGUUUGUUGACAAGCGUGGUGGACUUCUCAUCCUUCAUCUUCUCGCUUGUGAGCACAAAUACGCUCAUUUACAGCGCGUUCGGAAUCGUGGCCACGAAAUUAUAUGCGAACUCGCUCCUCGCUGCCCUAAACUCGCGAAAGUACCUCGCUGAGCGCGCCGCAGCGGACAUAUUCUCAUGCUCCAUAAUCAAUGUGGAGGCUACGCGGGAACUGCCUGGGUCGGGCCAGUUCGCGCGAGCCCUGCCUACCAUUUUUCGCUUGUCAACGAUAAUUGCUCAGGUCAGCCCGAAUUAUGUAGCCGGAUCGAGUUAA
Messenger RNA from Trametes versicolor FP-101664 SS1, 822 nucleotides. RefSeq lists its product as uncharacterized. The record is from RefSeq and is a predicted model, not a curated record. NCBI's taxonomy places the organism in Eukaryota, Fungi, Basidiomycota, Agaricomycetes, Polyporales, Polyporaceae. Bases 1 to 822 code for a protein of 273 amino acids. The transcript is spliced from 19 exons.